AGCCUGCGGCUGGUGCGGCUGCCGAGCAGGGCCAGGCCGGGCCCUGCCCGCAAGGACGCCCAAGCUCUUCGCCGGCCCCUGUGCCCGAGAGCCCACCAGGCUCUCUUGCUGGACCCACCAUGACUUCAGAGCCCACGUCGCCCCCAGUAGUGCCCCCCCUCCACUCCCCCAAGUCUCCUGUCUGGCCCACCUUCCCCUUCCACCGGGAGGGCAGCAGGGUCUGGGAGCGGGGCGGCAUCUCAUCCCGGGACCUGCCCAGCCCUCUGCCCACCAAACGGACCAGGACGUAUUCAGCGACAGCCCGUGCCUCGGCUGGCCCCGUGUUCAAGGGCGUCUGUAAGCAGUUCUCACGCUCACAGGGCCAUGGCUUCAUCACCCCUGAGAAUGGAUCCGAGGACAUCUUUGUGCAUGUGUCUGACAUCGAGGGGGAGUACGUGCCCGUGGAAGGCGACGAGGUGACGUACAAGAUGUGCCCCAUCCCGCCCAAGAACCAGAAGUUCCAGGCUGUGGAGGUGGUGCUCACCCAGUUGGCCCCACAUACUCCCCACGAGACGUGGUCCGGCCAGGUCGUGGGCUCCUAGGCCAGGGGGCUCACGUGUCAGCUGCCGGGCGGGUGGGGAGCCACACAGGGUAGGCGGGCAGCCGCGGGCUCCGGGCCCCCGCACAUGCCGGGUCCCCUGGGCGGCCUCGGCGUACACGUGUCUGUCUGUGCUUGUGACCGCGAGCACGUGCCUCCAUCCACCCCCCGUGACCCAUGACUGUUGUGUGAGCUGG
Molecule: messenger RNA, 774 nt
Organism: Odobenus rosmarus divergens (Pacific walrus)
Lineage: Eukaryota; Metazoa; Chordata; Mammalia; Carnivora; Odobenidae
Gene: CSDC2
Product: cold shock domain containing C2, RNA binding
Exons: 3
Coding region: 120-581 (153 amino acids)
Biological process (GO): regulation of mRNA stability
Cellular component (GO): cytoplasm
Molecular function (GO): mRNA 3'-UTR binding
Source: RefSeq, a predicted model, not a curated record